Esox lucius (northern pike) is the source of this 3045-nucleotide messenger RNA. RefSeq names its product SLAM family member 8. The record is from RefSeq and is a predicted model, not a curated record. NCBI's taxonomy places the organism in Eukaryota, Metazoa, Chordata, Actinopteri, Esociformes, Esocidae. The transcript is spliced from 7 exons. The coding region runs from base 432 to 1319 and encodes 295 amino acids.
UCUGUCCUGCUUGGAAUGAAAUAGCCUCUUGGUGGCAGCGCUCUGAUGACGUGUCAGUUGUGCGACGGGCGUCCAGAAUGAAGGAAUGCACUGCUCAGCCUGCCGAUGGUAAACAAAGCAUCUGCGUGUACUCCGGUGAACAUAACGGGAACGACGCAAAAUUGUGAAUACAUUUAUAAUGGGGAUGUUAAGUCCAGAGAUUUUUGCAGAGUUGAGUUUGUGGAGUUGUGAAGAAGAAUAACUGAGCGCCAUACCAGACAAGGACGGACGCCACCUAGCCUCGCUAACCGCUGGUUGACGAGCCGGUUUGCCAAUAGCCCGUUUUCGUGUCCCAGCGCCGAAAGCAAGCCCCGUGCAAGAGUCCCACAAACGGACGGCAGCCGACAGAAAAACCUCUCACGGUGGACUCCGAUCAAGUUCGUAGAAGAUUCAUGGAGCACUUAUCAGGUGUGGCUGAGAUUCUGUUGAUCCACAAGAGAGUGGGGGAAUCUGUGGAGCUGCCUGGUCACUCAGAGGAGUUUGGUGUAACAUUAGCGGCAUGGACAUAUCAAGGAAAGGAAAUUGCAGAACACAAGCAAAAUGUUACAUAUCCACUUAUAUCCCAGUUUGAGGGGAGACUAGAGAUGAACCCCAAAAACUUCAGUUUAACAGUCAGAGAUCUGACACUGCAAGACUCAGGGGUUUUUAUACUUACUAGCGUUGGGGCCAAAGGUCAGAUUCCAUCUAAGAGCAUCACUCUGAAGGUCCAUGAGCCUGUCUCCAACUUGGUGAUCUAUAAGAAGAUCCAGCAAUUGGCUAAUCGCUCCUGUUCAGUUCAGAUGAUGUGCAACGCAUCUAGCAGCUCCAACCUCAACUAUACCUGGAAGAGAGGAAAUGAGAUGUACAGGGGCGACCAGCAGAUACAGUUCAUUCUCUCACCAGGAGAGGGAGAUCACAAUUUAAUAUGCAACGCCUCCAACAUAGUCAGUGAGCAAUCUGCCUCUACAACUGUGAGCUGUAGUAAUGAAACAAAUCCAACAGAGACGUUGUGGUACAUUGGAGUUGGAAUUCCAGUAGGUGGCGCUGUGGCAGGGAUCCUCUUUGUAGCUGUGGUAAUGAUCCUCACUGAAGGUGUGGUUGUAUACAAACGCAAAGGUAAUAACACAGGCUUUUCCUUGUUGAACACAGAUGAUCAAAUGGAAAUUACAGUCUAUACAGAUGUGGGUGACAUUGCAAAAAUGAAAGAUACCAGAUCAAACAGUGAUGUAAACCCAAUGUCUAUAUAUGAGACAGUUGAUGACCAAAAUAUCCCAAGACUAAAUCCGCAACAGACUGUUUGACCGAAUCACAUUUGAACGUCCAGAUCCUCAUUCUUCCUAACUGUGAGAUGAACAGGAUGUCAUCUAAGACGAACAUUCUUCCUAUCAAACAGUACUGUGAACUGAAGAGAAAGUAAUCUGAGAUGUGGUCAUUGAUUAAUCAUUAAAAUAGAACCCUCUGCAUUGUCGGCAUUCUGCAUAAUAAUGUAGGCCUACAUUCUGUAGAUAGGGUUGAGCGAGUACUCGGGUGAAACAAGUAUCCGGUACAUUGUUCAAGCUCAAUUUGAUAAUCUGCUAAACAAGAUAAUUAAAGUGGCUACAGUAGCCUACCUAACCAAGUCAAAAACACAUUUAGUAGAUAGCUAACUAUUGUUGUUAGCUAGCAUUGUAUCAAACUACUGUACAGUGUGAAGCAUUCUGCUCUAACUUAGCUGAAUCACCAGCACCUGUUUUCCACAAUUAUACUAGGCUAUCUCAUUCAACUGUGCAGAUAUAAGUAGAAAUCCUGUUCCUAGCAUCAUUUUUGGAGUUGAUGUCCGGGUAGCAGUAGGCCGUAUGCAGUUUGGUCGUAUAGAGCAGGUUCUCUAAAGCAGGGCUAUUUAAUUCAGGUUCUAGAGGGCCGAAACAUUUCUGGCUUUAUCCUUUACUUACUAUAUGGAACUGAUUCAGAUCUGAGAUUUCAGAUGAAGGCAAUCAGCUAGCAGGUAGAACCAUAAACCAGAAGUGUUUCGGCCCUCCAGGACCUGAUUUGAAUAGCCCUGCUCUAGAGACUGAAAACAUUAUUUUAUCCUCCCUGCUUCCAUCUGUAUACCUUACAAAAGCAAAUAUGCGUCAAAUACGGAAAAAUAUGUAACGCUUGAUGUUCACCAGAUACGUCAACAUUUUGAGUAUGUUAUUUUCUGUCAGAAGACCUGUACAUACUUUUUGGUACUUGAUGCACAUGGAACCAGGGAGGAGAUAAUUUUUGCUGUCUAUAAAACCUGCUCUAUACGACUAAAGUAAGGCCUUCCUACCGGAGCAUCAACACAUUUUUGCUGCCGUUUAAUAGCGGAUUAGCUGCCAUGUGACUAUUUUCACCCGGGUGCAAAUAGACACUCCAUUAUUGGCUUUAGCAGAUUAUCAAAUUCAGCUUGAACGAUGUAGAUUUGACUGUAAAUAAUGCAACGUUUGAUAAACAUGCAAUUUUUUGUAUUAGUUGGCUGUGGUCAUGCUAUGUACGACUCGUUGCCAUGUACUCUUUUCAUUGGGAACUUGAAUUUCCGUCGUACCACUGCAAAACCACAAACAAGUAGAAAAUAUUGAAAGCAUGCGUUACACCAAACACACCGCAAUGCAACAUUGUAUCAGAAAUGUACCUUUUCAGAUUGUUUCAUUGACAAUGAAUGACUUCCGGCGCAACGCAAUAAAUUUGUGUAUCUGGUGAACAUCAGGCGUACCCUAAACAUUCACUCACUGCAUGCAAGUCCAUUAAUAUAUUUUAGAAAUUAUUUUAAAUGACAAAGAGAAGCGUGUGUCUAUAGAGACAACUAUUACAGUUAUUAAUUAUUAUAAAAUGAAAGGUAAAUGAGAUUAUUUUGAAAAUACAAUCUUCAUAUUAUACAAGAACCAUAAUAUAAUAGUAUAAUAUAUUUAUUGCAUAAUGGAUGGAUCCAAUCGGCCCAUUCAGUGAACACUAGUAGAGCCCAGAGUCCAAAUAAACAUGGAGAAGCUGCAUUUAGCACUGAUGCUGUACAAAACUGGAAUAAAC